UCACAGCGAAGGGUUUGUGGAGGGGGCGAAUUCAUCCCAUCACACCUCCGCUUGUGAGCAAGGCACAGCUGCUGCUGCUGCUGCUGCUGCUGCUGGGAAGCCGCGUGUAACGGGGGGAAAAUGCUAAAGUUCUUCUCCGCGCGGGAUGACGAGAAUGAAAGCCUCCUGGGAGCAAUAACCGAGGAUGAAGGAGACAAUCCGUCUCUCCGGGACACCAAGCACCACUGGCUGAACCGGCCCUGCGUGCUGGUGCUCAAAGAUGGUGACGUGUCCAAACCGGGUUUGGGCUGCGGCCAAAUAAGACCAGAAUCCCCGUCUAAGGCCUCGUCUGAUGCGCCCGUCGCAAACCGCUUUGGGCCAUGUGAGGAGAAACCAUCCCAGCAUCCUGCCAAACUGACUCCACCCUCCCGGCUGGAGGAAGGCAGCUGCACCGUGACCGCCAUCUCCAUGUGGGGGGAGAGUUGUUUCAGGGAGUCUCCCAGCCCGCUGGUGCUGAGCCCCGCAGAGGCCGCCUGGCCGGAGGAGGAAGAGGAAGAGGAGGAGGAGGGUGAAGAAGAAGAAGAGGAGGAGGCUGCAAAGGAGCAGAAGAAGAAGCCCCAGGAGCUCCCCUCGAAGGAGGAGUCCGUGGUGGAGGAGAAGGAGCUGGAGGAGAGCCGGCUGGAGCAGCAAGAGCAGUCCUGCGGCUCAGAGGCGACGGGGCCGCCAUCGGCUCCCUCGCGCGACCAGUCACAUGACCGGUGGUCCAAGGAGCUCCAGGGCCAGUUCAAUGCUCUCAGGUGUAACGGAGGAGACGAGGCCAGCAGCAAGGCCCGGGCAGCCGGCUGUGAGGGAGCCACGGGCGCCCGCGCAGCUCCUCCUCCGGACCCCGACAACGAGCUGAGCCCCGCCGGCAUCCUGGCCAAGGACCGCGGCGCCGUCCUCGGCGAGGUGGCUCCCGUGUGGGUCCCUGAUGCCCAGGCGCAGGUCUGCAUGAAGUGCGGGGUCAAGUUCACGUUUACCAAGAGGAGGCAUCACUGCCGCGCUUGUGGGAAGGUUUUUUGUGCGCUUUGCUCCAAUCUGAAGUUCAGACUCACACAUCUGGAUGGCAAGGAGGGACGAGUUUGUGUCUCCUGUCAUUCAACCCUGGACAAAAGGACACCCCCGAGGGGAAGAAGGAGGGUGUGGUUCGCAGACGACCUCCUCCCCAAUAAGCAGUCGGAGUCCGCGCCGACCACGCCCGUCAGAGGGGUCUCGCCGCUGGUGAGACGAGCGCUCGGCGGGCCGGUUAGAAGUCCCGUGGGUUCCCCACAGAUCCGGAGAGCCUUGCGGCCACGCGGGACGAGCGUCAACGAGGCCUGUGGUCCGUACGGCUGGGGCACCGCGGCUUUAGUGAGCAGCUCUGCCAACCUCAUCCCCCUGGAAGGCCUUCCUCCGAUCCUCACCUCCACAGGAGUCAAAGGAGAUUACACUGUGGAGGAGCAGCCGUCAGAGAUGCUGCUCAUCCAGGAGCUGGAGAGUGGCAGGCCCAAGCCCCUGGUGUUCGUCCUCAAUGCCAACCUGCUCGCAAUGGUUAAGCUGGUCAACUAUGUUAACAGGAAGUGCUGGUGCGUGACGACGAAGGGAAUGCACGCCGUGGGCCAGGUGGAGGUGGUGUUGUUGCUGCAGUGUUUGCCCGAAGAGAAAAGCUUCCCCAAAAACAUCUUCAGCCACAUCAUCCAGCUGUACAGGGACGCCCUCACAGGAAAGGUGGUGAAGCACCUGUCGCUGACCUUGUUCGACGGCAGCUUCCUGGGCAGCGAGGAGCACGCGGGCUUCCUGUACCUCCGCGCCACCCUGCAGUCCCUUCAAGGUCUGCCUCUGCCAAACCAGCCGUACCUCUUUGGCCUGCUGGUCCACAGAGCAGAGGUGGCCUGGGCCAAAGCCUUUCCCUUGCGCCUCGUGCUGCGAUUGGGGGCCGAAUACAGAUUUUACCCGUGUCCUCUGUACAGCGUGCGCUUGAGGAAGCCCUUGUUUGGGGAAAUCGGCCACACCAUAAUGCGACUGUUAGUGGACUUUAGGAAUUACCGCUACAGCCUACCGAUGGUGCCGGGGCUCACCGUGGAUCUGGAGGCUCAGAGGACCUGCAUAAAGAUCCCGACCACCGGGUAUAACGAGCUAAUGAAGGCGUUGAAUAAGUCAAACGAGCACGUGCUGGCCAUCGGGGCGUGCUUCAACGAGACGGCAGACUCCCACCUCAUCUGCGUGCAAGGAGACGAUGGCCAGUACCAGACCCAGGCCAUCAGCAUCCACAAUCAGCCACGCAAAGUUACCGGAUCAUGCUUCUUUAUAUUCAGCAGCGCGCUGAAAGCGUCUGCAGGAUACCUCGCCAAGUCCAGCAUCGUGGAAGACCGUCUGUCCAAGCACGGGCUGAUGGUGCAGAUCACCGUGGAAACCAUGGCCGAGCUCCGCCGGUCGCUCCGGGACAUGAAAGACUACUCGGUCACCUGCGGGCGGCUCGACCAAUCGGACAGCCAGGAGCUCGUGUGUGUCCAGUGGGUGGAGGAGAAAUGCUCGGUGAACAAGGGAGUCAUGAGCCCCAUCGACGGGAAAUCCAUGGAGUCCAUCUGCAGCGCGAAGAUGUUUCAGAAGUCAGAAUACAAAGAAAACGGAAAGAUCAUCCGCUGGACAGAAGUGUUUUUCCUGCAGAGGGGGGGUCAGCCCAAAGGAGGGGCGAGUGACUCUGCUGAACACGACCGCCUGACGGAGCGGAUCGCUCGGGCCUUCUGCCUGGCGCUGUGUCCUCACCUCAAGCUGCUCAAGGAGGACGGGAUGGCCAAGCUGGGGCUGCGUGUCGCCUUUGAAUCCCAAGAGGUGGGAUUUGUGGCUGGGAGCAACGGGCUUCCCCUCCCGGCUCAGUACCUGAACGCCCUGGACAGCGUGCUGAUCCCGGUCAUACACAGCAGGGGGCGCAAGAGGGGCGACGAGCCCAUCGUGAUGGAGUUCAUCUUUUACAUCCUGGAGAACAUCACUUAAGACACACAAGACACACACACACACAAUCCACUAAUUUCAUUUUUUUUUUUUUUUAACCCCGACCACAACUCCGCCCCGUGGCACUUCUCAUCAGUGCUGCCGACGGUUUUCAGGGCAAUAAAAGCAUUCGAAAAAAAGGGGCGAGCCGGACCACAUCCGAGGUCUGCAUCCAUCUCAUCCACUCCCCAGUAGAGAGAAGUGCUUAGUGUUUUGUUUGUUUUUCCCUCAUCUCACCCUGCAGCAGACAAUCUGGGUACGCAUGAAGCCUAGGAUGGGUCCUCAGAUCCCUGUACACUGUACAGUAGUAGCUUCUUCAUAGCUUGACAUCGUCCAGGUCACAACGUCCAAUGCCGGCCACCCGCCCCCCCCCCCCCCCCCCCCCCGGAUGGAGGAUUCCUUUAGCCCCACAGUCUGAAAGCAAAGAGGAAAGGACCCUAAAGAACAGUCAAAUCUGCAGCAAUCUGCAGCACACCGAGUGAAUGCCUAGAAGACGUUUUCAUACUGGUUGUAUUUUACUUGAUUGCUCAUGAAAUGUAACGUUUGGCCUGGAAUUAAACUUGCAACAGUUA
Molecule: messenger RNA, 3560 nt
Organism: Pungitius pungitius (ninespine stickleback)
Lineage: Eukaryota; Metazoa; Chordata; Actinopteri; Perciformes; Gasterosteidae
Gene: zfyve9b
Product: zinc finger, FYVE domain containing 9b
Exons: 17
Coding region: 121-2991 (956 amino acids)
Biological process (GO): liver development; endosomal transport
Cellular component (GO): early endosome membrane
Molecular function (GO): metal ion binding
Source: RefSeq, a predicted model, not a curated record